AUGUAAAUCUUGAAUACAGUUUAACUGAUGAGUAUUGCAGACAUCAUUUCCUGGUGGGGAUGCUUCUCAGAGAAGCCUCUGUUGCCUUGCAGGACAACUACGAUAUCAGAUAUACAGCCAUCUCAGUCUUAAAAAAUCUCUUGAUAAAGCAUGCCUUCGACAACAGAUACCAACACAAGAACCAGCAGGCCAAAAUAGCCCAGCUCUACCUGCCGCUGUUUGGGCUGCUCCUGGAGAACCUCCAGCGAGUGGCCAGCCGCGAGGCUCUCUACUCCUGCGCAGCCGCCUCCAGCCCCGCAUCCAGGGAUGAAUUCAUGUGCAGUUUUGCAUCUCCCUCAAAUAGAUCCAGCCUGAUUGCAGACAAAGAUCCAGCUUGCGGAGCAGCACUUCCAAACGGGCAUGCAAUAAAGCGAGAAGACUCAAAAGGAUCCCUGAACUCGGAGGGGGCAACCAGUUCCCCGGAUCAGAGUGAAAAUAUCCGCAGAAGCUCCACGAGGAGCAGCAUGUCGCAGUGCAGCCGCCUGGACCAAUUUGAGAUCCGGACACUCCUGAUGUGCUACCUCUACAUUGUGAAGAUGAUCUCUGAAGAUACUCUUUUAGCUUACUGGAACAAAUUCUCCCCCCAAGAGCUGAUCAAUGUCCUUGUGCUUCUGGAGGUGUGUUUAUUUCACUUCAGAUACGUGGGGAAGAGAAAUAUUGCCAGGGUGCAUGACGCCUGGUUAUCCAAGCACACAGGAGCUGAUAGGAAAUCCCAGACGAUGCCAGCGCUCCGCAGCAGAGCUGGGGGGAUGCAGGUGCGGCUCCAGCAUCUGGGCAGCUUGGAGACCUCCUUCACUCUCAACCACAAUGCAGGCACCUCAGAAGCAGAUAUUGUGCACCAGGCAUUACUGGAGGGCAAUAUUGCCACCGAAGUAUGCCUGACAGUACUGGACACCAUCUCUUUUUUCACUCAGAGUUUCAAGACCCAGCUUUUAAGCAACGAUGGCCACAAUCCACUCAUGAAGAAGGUUUUUGAUAUUCAUCUGGCCUUUCUCAAAAAUGGGCAGUCAGAAGCAGCUCUUAAGCAUGUGUUUGCCUCUCUGAGAGCUUUCAUUAGCAAGUUUCCCUCAGCAUUUUUCAAGGGAAGAGUGAACAUGUGUGCUGCCCUCUGCUACGAGAUCCUGAAGUGUUGCACUUCCAAGGUGUCCUCCACAAGGAACGAAGCCUCAGCUCUUCUGUAUCUGCUGAUGAGAAAUAACUUUGAGUUCACCAAAAGGAGAACAUUUCUGAGAACACAUCUUCAGAUAAUAAUUGCAGUGAGCCAAUUAAUAGCAGAUGUGGCACUCAGCGGUGGAACAAGAUUUCAGGACUCCUUGCUCAUCAUUAACAACUUUGCAAACAGUGACAGGCCUAUGAAGGCAACUGCUUUUCCUUCUGAAGUCAAAGAUUUGACGAAGAGAAUCCGUACAGUGCUUAUGGCUACCGCUCAAAUGAAAGAACAUGAAAAGGAUCCAGAAAUGCUAAUAGAUUUACAGUAUAGUUUAGCCAAGUCUUAUGCAAGUACCCCAGAGCUCCGGAAAACAUGGCUGGACAGUAUGGCAAAGAUACAUGUGAAAAAUGGAGACUUUUCCGAGGCAGCCAUGUGUUACGUUCAUGUAGCAGCCCUCGUUGCAGAGUUUCUGCACAGGAAAAAACUCUUCCCCAGUGGAUGCACUGCCUUCAGGAAAAUCACUCCCAACAUUGAUGAAGAAGGUGCAAUGAAAGAAGAUGGUGGGAUGAUGGACGUACAUUACAGUGAGGAAGUCCUGGUGGAGCUGCUGGAGCAAUGUGUAGAUGGCCUCUGGAAAGCAGAGCGUUAUGAAACAAUUUCUGAAGUUUCCAAACUGAUCAUUCCUAUUUAUGAAAAGCGGCGUGAAUUUGAGAAACUUACUCAGCUGUACAGAACGCUUCAUGGAGCAUACGCUAAGAUAUUGGAAGUAAUGCAUACAAGGAAGAGGCUUCUUGGAACCUUUUUCAGAGUGGCCUUUUAUGGACAAACGUUCUUUGAAGAAGAAGACGGGAAGGAAUACAUCUAUAAAGAACCCAAGCUGACAGGCCUCUCAGAGAUCUCCUUCAGACUUCUUAAACUUUAUGGAGAAAAAUUUGGGUCGGAGACUGUAAAGAUUAUCCAGGAUUCUAACAAGGUCAACGUUAAAGACCUUGAUCCUAAGUAUGCCCAUAUUCAAGUCACUUAUGUGAAGCCUUAUUUUGAAGACAAAGAAAUCUCUGAAAGGAAAACUGAAUUUGAAAGAAAUCAUAACAUCAAUAGAUUUGUAUUUGAAACUCCUUACACUUUAUCUGGAAAAAAGCAUGGCAAUGUGGAAGAACAGUGUAAAAAAAGGACCAUUCUAACUACUUUGAACUCCUUUCCAUACGUAAAGAAGAGAAUUCCAGUCAAUUAUGAACAUCAGGUUAAUUUAAAACCAAUUGAUGUCGCUACUGAUGAAAUAAAAGACAAGACAGCAGAGCUGCAGAAACUCUGCUCUGCGGGUGAUGUUGACAUGAUCCAGCUGCAACUGAAAUUACAGGGCUGUGUUUCUGUGCAGGUUAAUGCUGGUCCCUUGGCCUAUGCUAGAGCUUUCCUAAGUGACAGCCAGUCCAGCAAAUACCCUACUAAGAAGGUGAAUGAGUUAAAAGAAAUGUUCAGGAAGUUUAUACAAGCCUGUGGGAUUGCUCUGGAGCUCAACGAGCGACUCAUUAAGGAGGAUCAAGUGGAAUACCAUGAGGGGCUAAAAUCAAACUUUCGGGAUAUGGUGAAAGAGCUUUCUGAUAUCAUCCAUGAACAGAUCUACCAUGAAGAUACAAUGCAUUCGCCAUGGAUGCAUGACUCCCUACAUGUCUUCUGUGCGAUCAGCGGAACAUCUGGUGACAGAAGUUACUGUUCACUCAGACCCACUGCUGAAAUAUAAACAUAUCAGUCAUAUUU
Cariama cristata (Red-legged seriema) is the source of this 2944-nucleotide messenger RNA. Its product is annotated as dedicator of cytokinesis protein 11-like. Lineage: Eukaryota; Metazoa; Chordata; Aves; Cariamiformes; Cariamidae. The transcript has 23 exons. The annotation marks the transcript as partial. The record is from RefSeq and is a predicted model, not a curated record. Gene Ontology annotation, molecular function: guanyl-nucleotide exchange factor activity. Gene Ontology annotation, biological process: small GTPase-mediated signal transduction; positive regulation of GTPase activity; positive regulation of filopodium assembly.